GGGUGAUUGGCUUGCCGUCCGCCGUCCUCGCUCCUGAUUGGACGGAGAAGUGCGAGAAAGAGGAGGGUGAGAGGAGAGCGAGCGCGCGCGCGCGGACGCACCAGCAGCGCACCCGCUCCGGUCCCCCGCUGACUGUGCCGGCGCGUCUGCGGACUGAGAUGUGACUGUUUACCGGAGGAAUACAGCGUUUUCUGUGGGAUUUCUUUUCUCGUGGCAGCCGGAUGACGGGAGAGGAGAGGCGGGGAGUCGCUGCGGCCAUGCCGGCCGCCGCGCUGCUGCUCUGCGUGAUCGCCUCCGUGUGCGCAGUGGAAGAGACAGUGAUGGAUACAAGGACGGCGACGGCGGAGCUCGGCUGGAUAUCGUUCCCUGCCAACGGAUGGGAGGAGGUGAGCGGCUACGACGAGAACCUCAACACCAUCAGGACGUACCAGGUGUGCAACGUGUUCGAGCCCAGCCAGAACAACUGGCUCCUCACCACGUACAUCGACCGGCGGGCGGCUCAGCGCAUCUACGUGGAGAUCCGCUUCACCGUGCGUGACUGCGCCUCCAUCCCCAGCGUGCUGGGCUCCUGCAAGGAGACCUUCAACCUUUACUACCUGGAGACGGAGCGGACGGUGUCGGAGAGCAUCAAAGGGGUGGAGUACUGGGCCAACGCCCCCUUUCUGAAGGUGGACACCAUAGCAGCCGACGAGAGUUUCUCUCAGGUGGAUUUCGGAGGAAGGCUCAUGAAGGUGAACACAGAGGUUCGGAGUUUUGGGCCUCUGUCCAAAGGCAGAGGCUUUCACCUGGCCUUCCAGGAUCUGGGCGCCUGCAUGUCCCUCCUGGCUGUGAGAGUCUUCUACAAGAAAUGCCCCAGUGUGGUGCAGAACUUUGCGUUUUUCCCCGAGACGCUGACGGGAGCAGAGUCUACCUCCUUGGUUAUCGCCAGAGGAAAUUGCAUUCCCAACGCCGAGGAAGUGGACGUGCCCAUAAAGCUCUACUGUAAUGGAGAUGGAGAGUGGAUGGUUCCCAUCGGCAGCUGCAGCUGCAAAGCUGGUUAUGAACCAGAUAAUGGCAACGUGUGUAGAGCCUGUCCUCAGGGCACCUUUAAGUCCUCUCAGGGCGCAGGAUUGUGUCAGCAGUGCCCUCCCAACAGCCGCUCCACCAUCGAGGCCGCCACCCUCUGCGGCUGCCGCAACGGCUACUACCGCGGAGACAUGGACCGGCCCGAGGACGUGUGCACCAGUGUCCCGUCGGCUCCUCGCAACGUGGUGUCGGUGGUCAACCAGACGUCGGUGCUGCUGGAGUGGCACUCGCCCCGUGACACCGGCCACCGCGAGGACCUGACGUACAACGUGCUGUGCCGCCGGUGCCACAGCAGCGAGCGGCGCGCGUGUCAGCCGUGCGACGACGGCGUGCUGUUCUUCCCUGGCAAGCGAGGACUGACGGAGACCCGCGUGGAGAUCAGCAAGCUGCGGGCCCACACGUCCUACACCAUCGACAUCCAGGCAAUCAACGGAGUGUCCAACAAGAGCCCUUACCCCGCCCAGCAGCUGUCAAUCAACAUUACGACCAAUCAGGCUGCUCCCUCGGCGGUACCCAUAAUGCACCAAGUGAGCUCCACCAGCCGCAGCUUCUCGUUGUCAUGGCCGCCUCCUGAACAGCCCAACGGAAUCAUCCUGGACUACGAGAUACGCUACUAUGACAAGUCCCUGUCAUCGGUGCUGAACAGCUCAGUGGUCCAAAGCGAGACGACCAACGUGGUUCUGGAGGCACUGAGGCCUGGAACCAGCUACGUGGUCCAGGUGAGAGCCCGCACCGUGGCCGGCUACGGCGCCUACAGCAAGGACAUGCUCUUUCAAACGCUCACCGACGACGAGUACAAGUCCGAGCUGGGACAGCAGCUGUCUCUGAUCGCAGGCUCCUUGGUGGGCGGGGUGUGCAUCGUCUCACUGGUAGCCAUCGCCAUCAUCUGCUCCAGGAGAAGGCAGUUGAAGGAAAGCGUCUACGGGGACAAACUGCAGCAGUACAACGCAGGAGGAGAGGUGACUUUGAGGCCCGACAUGUUCAGCGGCCCCACGCCCACUGUGACGUUUCCCACCCUGUCCGAGGGUCACAGUUCGCCGGGGGUCAAGAUCUACAUCGACCCCUUCACCUACGAGGACCCGAACGAGGCCGUGCGAGAGUUCGCCAAGGAAAUCGACCCGUCCUGCGUCAAAAUAGAGGAAGUGAUCGGAUCGGGUGAGUUUGGGGAGGUGUACAAAGGCCGGCUGAAGCCCGUGGGGAAAAAAGAAAUCCCUGUAGCAAUCAAGACGCUGAAGGUGGGCUACUCUGAGAGACAAAGGCGGGACUUCCUGUCCGAGGCGUCGAUCAUGGGCCAGUUCGACCAACCCAACAUCAUCAGGCUGGAGGGCGUGGUCACCAAGAGCAGGCCGACGAUGAUCAUCACAGAGUUCAUGGAAAACGGAGCGCUCGACUCCUUUCUCAGGCAGAAUGACGGGCAGUUCCCUGUGAUCCAGCUGGUUGGCAUGCUGAGGGGCAUCGCGUCUGGAAUGAGGUACCUGGCAGAGAUGAGUUAUGUGCACCGGGACCUGGCAGCUCGGAACAUCUUGGUCAACAGCAACCUGGUGUGCAAGGUGUCUGACUUCGGCUUAUCACGGUACCUGGAGGAGGACACCUCCGACCCCACUUACACCAGCUCACUGGGUGGUAAAAUCCCAGUGCGGUGGACGGCUCCGGAGGCAAUCGCCUACAGGAAGUUCACAUCAGCUUCAGAUGUGUGGAGCUAUGGGAUCGUCACCUGGGAGGUGAUGUCAUACGGAGAGAGGCCCUACUGGGACAUGAGCAACCAAGACGUGAUAAAUGCUAUAGAACAGGACUUCAGGCUGCCCGCGCCCAUGGACUGCCCAGUGGUGCUGCACCAGCUGAUGCUGGACUGUUGGCAGAAGGACAGGAACACUCGGCCAAAGUUCUCCGACAUCGUCAGCAUGUUGGACAAAAUGAUCCGCAACCCUGCGUCUCUCAAAGCCGGCAUCAACAACGUGGCUCCCGGGCCUUCCCACCACCCCCUGCUGGACCGAGGGGCUCCGGACCUGAGCAGGGUGAGCUCCGUGGAGGACUGGCUGGCGGCUCUGAAGAUGACCCAGUACCGGGACUCGUUCCUGGGCUCCGGUUUCACCUCGCUGCCGCUCGUCACACAAAUCACAGCUGAGGAUCUUCAGAGGAUCGGAGUGUCUCUAGCCGGACACCAGAAGAAGAUCCUCACCAGUGUUCAGUCCAUGAGGCCCAACGUCGAUGACCAGUCUCCUACCGAAUCCGUGUAGUCACGCCAGCGUCAGUUCACUCUGCGUGUGAGCAGCCUUCAGUCUCCGGCCUCAGCACUCAGAACCACAUUAGAUGUUUGUGUAGUAGUCACACACAUUUACCAAAAAGUAAACCCCAGAAGAAGAAACCGAUAAAAGGCUAAAGAGGAAGAUGUGACUGAUGCAGAACUAGUGUCAGAUCAUGAUAAUUUCAUGUGAGCGUAACUAAUACAGAUGCAGGAACGUGUCACACUCAUGUGAAUGGACUCAGACUGGACCCGAACCGCGACGAGCUGCAGAACCUCCCCAGCAGGUCGUGUUAUUCUUCUCCACCACUCGAGUGUGUCGCUCCAUUUGGUUCCAGUCGACGUUUUUGAAUCCGUCUUCAUAUUGAAGAGUUUGUACAUAUUACAGGAGGUUUGUUUCCUGUUUCUUGAUUUGCUUUCACUUGGACGACUGUCACUGGAGUAUUUUGUGGUGUGAUUCUCUUCCUCUGCCUGACUCAUCACUGGAACUUUGAAGUUUCUGUGGACGGAAAAGAUUUCCUAAUUCAUUUUUUUGUACUUUCCACCGUCUUACAUAUUUCAUUCGGACAAAAGAUCAGAACACUGCAACCAAGUGCCAUCAAGAAGUCUUGUCCAGAGAAGAGGGAGCCUCACAGACUGAGUCUUCUGAAUCAGCUGCUGAGACGCACCUGUUGUGGACGCACGGCGGCGGCCAGAGAAUCUCAGAAGAAAGGAAAGGUAUUCUGGUCCAAUGUUCCUGUGAUUUGGCUGCGACGCCUGAAGCCGCUGCCAGUCAGCCUCAGCGCGGAGCCUGAGCGAGGCUCCAGCCCACAGUUCUGUCUGUCCACAGCCUGCGUUCUGUCCACGGCUCGCGUUCUGUCCACAGCCUGCGUUCUGUCCACAGCUCGCGUUCUGUCCACAGCUCGCGUUCGUCCCAACAAACGCGUCCCAUGUUCGUCAGGACUGCUGCCGUGGACGCUGCCGUCCAGACCCUGCAGCGCCGUCCUUUGUAAUAAUUCACGUUUCAUCCGGACGUCAUCGUUGUCAGCUCGUGUUUUGACAGUUGCAUUUCCUGUUUGACAUGAGCGAUUAACGCUGCAGACGAGGCGGCGGCGUGACCUAUGCAGUCACGUCUGCGGGACGCGACCUUUCCCGCGUCGGACCUUACGCAACCGCAUCCAUGAUUGAUGUCUCAGACAAGGAGAGACGCACAUGCAGAAAAAGGCCUGAUCUGCGAACUGUGGCACAAACGCUGGGAUUUGUUUUAUCCCAGUGCUGAGCAGAUUAUGAGCUGUGAAACAACAGCAGCUCAGACCUGCGCUCAGGCGCGUGCAGCCCGUUCUGAGGAUUACCCGCCAGCGCCGCAAUGAGAUUGGAUGCCGGGACUCUGAUGUCCUCUGACGGCGCCGCGCCGCCGCUCUUCACUGCUGGGACGCCCCCAAAGUCUUUCCUUUAUGAACGCUGAGACGUCCUGCAACUGUUUCCCACUUCCCACCUUUUUCUGGAAUUGCAUUCGUUGCCUGGCAACAAUAGCUUAUUGAGCAUUUUAUCAGGAAGCAUUGAGAUCAACUGGGAGCGCGUCAGUGGUUCCGAGGCAUAAUUCUUUUCUUGUAAAUAGAUUCUUGUGGAAAAGCUGCGCUGGCUGGAGGGUUUAAUAACGAGUGUGCCUAAAAGCUCAUAUUCAAUGUAUGCAGAAGAAGUGAAAUGCAGGCGGGCAUCCCAUAAUGUUACGUAGCAUCUCCAAGUGUGCUGUGUGUACUGUUUGCUGCACUUUGUCAUUCUUCUGCUAUUUAACCUGUUUCACGUGAGCUCAGACGUGUUGCUGUGAAGGCAGGAGCGAACCACAGCUCGUCUUGUAUUUAUACUGUGACGCCGUCCAAGCACAAAUGGAGGGUCGGUCCCGACGGAGCGGGGCUUUCUCCACGUUAAUGCGCAAAAUUAGAUCUUUUAUUGGUAAAUUAUGCAUUAUAUAAAAGCAUUAAUCCAAGAUAAAGUGCUUUAAGAGUUCAUGGAGCAAACAGCUUUUGAUGUUGGUUUUUAUCAAGUGCUUAUUAAAGGUUUAAUCCAGCCUAAAUCCAGCUCCUCCACAGACACGCACUGCACUCGCAGAACCUCAACGAAGGAGAUGAUGUGUUGUGAUUUUCAUCCUUUUCUACUUGAAGUUUGUAUAUAUAUAUAAGUAUAUAUAUUUGACUAUGAUGUUGAAACAGGACACUGUAGUUACUCCAGAUGGAAAAAGCCUCUCAAAAAAAUAGACGUCACAUGCAAUUGACCUGCAUUGUAGAACAAAAAUACUAAAAAAUGAAUACACAACUGAUCUCAAUACCCCAAAAAUGCGAAGGGAGUCUUUGGAUGCGUCUCCUCUGCUAUAAAGUAAAAUAUUAUUUCAUUAUUUCCCGGAAGACUCGACUCCUGUUGCUCUGCUGCGAUUGAUAGUGUAGAGGAAGUUGCAGAUGAGGGCAUGAGAAAGGGAAUAGGUAAUAAAAGGGCAGUAGGGGAAGGGGAGCGUGACGGAGGGCACGGAGGCAAAGCUUGACUCUGGUGUUUGCAUUAAAAUGAGGCUGGGUGUGGGGAGAUUACGCUCUUUUUGUCUCUGUCCCCGCUGAACGCGUCUGUCCUCGUUCUGCAGAUAAUGCCGCUCUGCUUCCAGGCAGCGCAUCCUCUCUCAUCCUCUCUCUCCUCUGACUGAGGGGCGAGCGCGUCGGUCAGGCAGCUAUUUUAGACGCUCGUCUCAGAAACCUUUCAGAAGUUGCAUCUCUUACCGACACGCUGGCAACUCCUGCACGGCUCCACACAAAGGCCCAGUGUUGAGCUUGUUCACUGUGGGUUUUCAGCGCGUCGUGUCCAAAAGCGCUGAAAGAAACUGAACAGGCAGGGAUGUGGUUUUAGCUGCUAGCCUCCGCUCCACUGAAAGAAACACACUCAAGCGUUUCUCGAGCUUCUCGUCUAUUCAUUUGCUUCCUCUUUAAUUGCCUGCUUGUGUUGAGACGGACGCUUCUCAAAUCACUGAAUAGGUUUCUUUAAAAAUAUAGAGGUUCAAGGCGCCCAGAUGCAGAAAGCAAUUUACGAUUUGUUGACUCUACUAUUUUAGGCAUCGCUGUGAAGCUAAUGGUUAAGUGUGUGUGUGCUUGUGUUUUGGUUUGACAGUCGACGAUGAGGUCACGGUUCCACAUCGGGUCUCAUCCUAAACGAGCAGGAUGUUUUACAGUAUUUAAACCUGAUCUUUGGGUUCAGAGCAGCCCUCUUGUGUUUGUGCAUAAAGUAAACGCCGUGAAACUGGUUCAGUGAUGGAUUCAACAGGCAGCUGCCGCCUUUCCCAUGAUGCGAGGGAGCGACACAUGUGGAAGAAGCCAGUAGUUUGACCAGAGGUGGAAUAGGAACGGACGUGUCCAUGAGGUCACUGGUUACCUGUUACAUUAUAUCCAGUGAGUGGAGUCACCACAUACUGUACCUAAACUAAACAUUGGCCUGAAAGCAUCUGCAUCGGGCUGAGAAGGAGCCCAGCAUCAUCUGUGUUUUUUAUGUGAGUUUAAACUGAUGCAAAAAGAGUUUCUUUUCAGUGUCUUGUCAAACAAGAAUAAAUGAAAAGGGUUUUCUUUUUUUAAUUCCUUCCUUUCGUAUUGCUUGCCAUUCUUUGGGUAUGUACUCUACGAUUUCUCUUAAAAAAAACAAUCAGUAAUCAGUUGUCGUCUGCCUUUCUCUGUUAACUGCGAUACUGUUAUAGGUGUUACUGCUCGUAUAGUCAGAGCACUGUAAUGUAUUAUACUACUGUAACAUAAAGGGAGUAUGCGCACGCCUGUGCAUUUUUGUGUGUGUGUGUGUAAUAUAGUGUGUGUGUGUGCGUGUGUGCUGUUCAGUGUACAGUAAAAUGUUUGUACAUGUGAGUUUGUAGCCGUUGACUUUCUGACUCUUACAUUUACAAUGCACACUGUUUGUCAAUAAAGAAGACAAAUCAAUCAAA
Messenger RNA from Betta splendens (Siamese fighting fish), 7247 nucleotides. Its product is annotated as ephrin type-B receptor 1-like. NCBI's taxonomy places the organism in Eukaryota, Metazoa, Chordata, Actinopteri, Anabantiformes, Osphronemidae. The record is from RefSeq and is a predicted model, not a curated record. Gene Ontology annotation, cellular component: neuron projection; plasma membrane. Bases 222 to 3302 code for a protein of 1026 amino acids. The transcript has 20 exons. Gene Ontology annotation, molecular function: transmembrane-ephrin receptor activity; protein binding; ATP binding. Gene Ontology annotation, biological process: protein phosphorylation; axon guidance; cell surface receptor protein tyrosine kinase signaling pathway.